This is a messenger RNA of Phytophthora sojae, 498 nucleotides long. RefSeq lists its product as hypothetical. The record is from RefSeq and is a predicted model, not a curated record. Lineage: Eukaryota; Oomycota; Peronosporomycetes; Peronosporales; Peronosporaceae. Bases 1 to 498 code for a protein of 165 amino acids. The transcript has a single exon.
AUGGACUGCUCGUUCAAGGUUGGCGAGCGGCGCGACAUCGGCGCCGACAACGUGGCCAACGUGAUCUACCGGCGUAUCCACCUGGAGCGCAAGCGCACCAACCUCAACAAGCGCACCAGCCUCAACAAGCGCACCAACCUCAACAAGCGCACUGCCAUCCGAACUGAAGUCUUCCUAGACGAGUCUUACUGCAAUCUCCACCACGUCGCCCAGCGGACGUGGCUUCUACCCAAGAUUUGCCGCUCACUCCCAUCCGGGAAAGGGCGGCGCUUCUGCAUUACCGGCGCCGGCGCCAUCACGCAAGUCGGUAAGCUUCGCACACGCGGUGAGUGGGUCAAAGGAUCCGUCAAAGUGUGGACCGCUGAUAAAGCUGCCAUUACGUCCGCGGGUGACUACCACGGCGACUUUACCAGUGAAAAGUUUGAGCGGUGGUUUUGGCAGUUGUGUGAGACGCUGCCCGACGAGUACGGCGAGUGUGACAUCAUGAUGGCAUUAUGA